This is a messenger RNA of Bipolaris oryzae ATCC 44560, 1593 nucleotides long. RefSeq lists its product as uncharacterized. Bases 1 to 1593 code for a protein of 530 amino acids. The transcript has 3 exons. The record is from RefSeq and is a predicted model, not a curated record. Gene Ontology annotation, cellular component: nucleus. Gene Ontology annotation, biological process: rRNA processing. NCBI's taxonomy places the organism in Eukaryota, Fungi, Ascomycota, Dothideomycetes, Pleosporales, Pleosporaceae. Gene Ontology annotation, molecular function: protein binding.
AUGUCUAUGAUCACAGCGACGACAUGGGUACCGCGCGGCUUUGCAGCGCCUUUCCCUACCAGGUACCAAUUCGACGAAGAAGAAUAUGAGCGCAUAUCGAAACUUGCAAAUCUCCAGUUGGAAGACGCCAAGGAAGAACUUGAAGAGGCGCAAGCUGAGAAAGCCAAGAGCAACGGAACUUCGAGCAAAGCAGUGAAAAAGGAUGAUGACGAUGAUGACGACGACCUCAAAGAAUACGACCUUGAGCACUACGACGAUGAAGUCGCCCAGGAUCAAGGCGACACCAUGGCAAUGUUCGGCAACGCAAAGAACCUAGUGUUUCACGAGAACGACGAAGAUGACCCGUACAUUACUAUGAAGGGCGGAGACGAAGAGGAUGAGGAGGACCGAGAAGAGCUACAGAUUUUGGCCACAGACAACCUGGUAUUGGCUGGCAGGAUAGAAGACGAAGUUGCACAUUUGGAGGUCUAUGUGUACGAGGACGAGGACGACAAUCUCUACGUGCAUCACGAUAUUAUGCUGCCUGCCAUCCCCCUGGCUGUUGAGUGGCUAGAUCUGCCCGUGGGCAAGUCUGUGGGUACCAGCGAAGGCAAGGGUAACUUUGUGGCCAUCGGCACUAUGGACCCGGACAUUGAGAUUUGGAAUUUGGACGUGGUGGACAGCAUGUACCCAGAUGCGGUACUAGGACAAGGUGCCGACGAUGCGAUAAAAGCCGACAAGCCCAAGAAGAAGAAGAAAAAGUCCAAGAAGGCCAACGAUGAGUUCCACGUUGACUCUGUGCUAUCACUCGCGGCCAACCGUCACCACCGCAACUUGCUUGCGUCGUCGUCGGCUGACAAAACCAUCAAGCUGUGGGAUUUGAACACGACCAAAUGUGCAAAGUCAUACACGUAUCACACGGACAAGGUAUGCUCUGUGGCAUGGCACCCUGUCGAGUCUACUGCGCUUCUGAGUGGUAGCUACGACCGCACCGUGGUGGUGGCUGACAUGCGUGCACCCGAGGCAAAAGCACCACGGUGGGGCGUUGAGAGUGAUGUCGAAAGCGUACGGUGGAAUCCUCACGAUCCGAACUAUUUCUAUGUCUCGACUGAAAACGGCAUGAUACACUAUCACGAUGCUCGCAACGCACCAAAAGAUGCGUCUGCCUCAAAACCUGUAUGGGUACUACAGGCCCAUGACGAGUCCAUUUCGUCGUUUGACAUCAACCCGGUGAUACCUGGUUACUUGGCCACGGGCUCUACAGAUAAGCAAGUAAAACUGUGGAACAUUCAAGAAAGCGGGCCGAGCAUGGUGGUGUCGCGAGACUUGGGCGUUGGCAAAGUCUUCUCCACAUCCUUUGCCCCUGAUAACGAAGUGGGUUUCCGACUGGCAGUGGCCGGAAGCAAGGGCGCAGUGCAGAUUUGGGAUACGAGCACCAAUGCAGCGGUGCGUGCAGCUUUUGCCAGCAAGGUGCCUGCAGUUAGGGGAGAUGGCAAGGAGCGCCUCGUGGGCCUGGAAGAGGAAGACACGGAUUCAGAUUCGGAAGAAGGAGAGAGCAAUGACGAGGAAGGGGAGGAUGGCGAUGACAAAGGAUGGGAGUCGAUGGAGGAGUAG